Messenger RNA from Limulus polyphemus (Atlantic horseshoe crab), 1580 nucleotides. RefSeq names its product zinc finger MYND domain-containing protein 11-like. The annotation marks the transcript as partial. The transcript has 10 exons. Gene Ontology annotation, biological process: regulation of transcription elongation by RNA polymerase II. The record is from RefSeq and is a predicted model, not a curated record. NCBI's taxonomy places the organism in Eukaryota, Metazoa, Arthropoda, Merostomata, Xiphosura, Limulidae. Gene Ontology annotation, molecular function: protein binding; DNA binding; transcription corepressor activity.
UCCUUUAUUUAACAUCAGCGAUGAAAAUCGUGAAGAAACGAGUGGCCUGCCCACAGACUGUACAACACAUCUGGGAGGCUAUUUUAUACAUCAGGCAACAGAAACAAAUCCCCAACUUUAAUCGUAUAUCUAGCUACAUGCGACGUAAGUACAACUUAAAAGGAAAUGAACUGGAACAACAGCUGGAUUUUGCCGUUAGAGAUAAACUGGUGGUGAUAAAGACGAGUAUAGGAUGCAAAGGCUCCAAAGUUGGUGUUGAACAGAAUGGAUACAGACUACCUGAUGAUACAGGGGAACCAGACAGUCAUGACUGGUUCUGUUUCGAAUGUCAUCGUGGUGGAGAAGUGAUGCAGUGUUCAUCUUGUCACCGAGUUUAUCACACCGUCUGUAUUAAAGAGGACAUAUCUGAUAAAUUUGUCUGUGGUGUUUGUAAGACUUUGAAGAACAAGGAUCUUUUGAAAAUAAAGAAAGAAGAUUUAAACACUCUACUCAGCUACACCUGCUUAAGGUUAAAAGAAAAAACACGAGAACUUCAUAAGAUGCCUCAGACAGAGGACGACCGUUGGAAACAGUCUCAUCUUAUUCAUACAAAAAUGGACUUGAUUACUAUGGAAGAAAAGACACGUAUCCAUAGUUACAAAAGUCUUGAAGAGUUUGAAGUCGAUGCACGGAACAUUGUUCACAAUGUUGUCAUCUAUUAUGGAGUUAAUAGUGUAAUGGCAGAUGUGGCAAGGCAGAUGUUACGAGACUGUAUCUACGAUUUGGCGGAGAUUCGUCAAUGUAAAGAUUGUUAUCGCAUGUCCAAUGAAAAGCUAGACAAACUUUGGUUUUGUCAACCUUGUAAUCCCCCUCAUGAAUUGGUUUGGGCAAGACAGAAAGGAUUUCUUUACUGGCCAGCCAAAGUGAUAAAGCAGGAAAAUGGGGUGUAUGAUGUCAGGUUUUUUGGAGGAUAUCAUCAGAGAGCCAAUGUUGAAAAUGAAAACAUCAAACCAAUUAACACAAGUUUACAACAGCUUUCUGUGAAACGUACAGCUUCUCUCAAUAAAGCUCUGGACGAACUGAAACGUCAUCAAGAAAUGGUAGAGAAACAAAAAAAGAAUCUUCAGGCCAGCUCUCUUCCUCCUCCAUCUUCGUUGAGUUACUCUCAGUCUAGAUUGACUCCCCGAUCAGGAGCAAGAGUAAGGAAACAUUCUGGUAUGUUCUGUGUUGGCUGUGAGAGCACAGAACCCCAUGGAGAGUCCAGAUAUGAACAUCAUAAUUCAGAAGAUGAAGUUCCAUCUUCAUCAUCUCAGAAGAUGGCAAGGAUUCAAGAAGCUGCAUCACCUGAUGAUAACAAUGUUGUAUCAUCAUCCAGUCAGGAGUCACCAUUAGCUAAAGUUUCAGUUUGUACACAGACUCCAAAAAAGCUUUUAAGUGGUUUACUACCUAAAGGUGGGUCCGAGAAACCAGACGGUAAAUCACUGUGUGAUAGUUGUGCCUGUAGCAACAACUAUAGCAAGCUUCUUAAAGAUUUUAAAGAGAGACUUGAAAAUGACUACAAGGAAGAGAAAGAUCGAGCAGUUCGAGAACUAGCUGACAAG